AAAUAGCAACUGUCGCCUGUCACACGGUUGUCAAGAAUUUCUUUAGCAGGCGAUGUCUUAUUCUCUGUCGGUUACUCAAUAAUGGAUAAAGAGAUUUUUAACGAUAAAUAUGAUUUAGAUACGUGCGGAAUUGCUUUUAAAUGAAUUAAAAUAUGAGAUCUAAUUAUGAGUUCGCCAUCGGCCGUGGUGUGCCGUGAGAUAUUCGAUGAGAACAGUCAGCCAUCUGCAGAGGAAAUAUCCGAUUAUGCCUGCCAGUUGGGCAUUGAUCCCGAAAGUGAGAGCCAUCUCUUGCCAUUGGCACGAGAUGGACUCAUGCAAGCAUUACCAGCACCAUGGAAAGCCUAUUUCGACGAGAAACUUCAAACCCAUUACUAUUACAAUGAAGACACGAAGAAGACCCAAUGGGAACAUCCGUUAGACCAUGUAUACAGAGAGCUUGUGAAAAAGGCCCGAGAUGCAUCCAUGCAAGAUGACACCUGUGCGUCAGUGCAGGAACUUCUUACAUCAGAAGAAAAUACAAAAAAUCUGGAACGCGUCGAAACCAAAGUCGAAAGUGAAGAUGAAGAUUUAAGCACAGAUAGUGAACAACAUGGAUCAGAUGUAAAAGAUCACACAAACGCAACAUUAGUGCCUGGGAACCGACGCUUAAAACCUUUAGGGAGGCCACCGCUUGCACCAAUUUCUAGACUUGAUAAAAAACUGAGUGAUCUUCGAAUUUCGCCCUUAAGACGAAGCGUGGAAAAUCCAGUAUCGGCCAAACCAAGUCUUGUCAGAAAUAUUUCAGACAGGGAUAUAUUAAGUCGUACGUUGGAAAGGCCUAAAAUGUUGUUUAAACAGCAAUCAGAAAUUAUUGAUUUGAAAAUGCAUGUUCUGACUAGUCCUGAAGAGGAACAUUUUAGUCCUCUGUUAGCUUCUGCUAAAGUAGAGAAAGGAUUGCCUUUGACUGGCAAAGGCAGUAUGUUCUUCAAGAUAUCUCGUUCGAAUCUUCCUAGUCCAGAUACAGAAAAAUCGCUCCAUUUAGACUCCGUUACUAAAAGCGAUCCGCCAAAGGGUAUACUUAGAGAGAAAACGUCUGAUUUGCUUCAUAGAAAGACUGAAAGUUUAGUUUUGGGUAAAUCGAAACAAACGCCAAGUUUCGAAGAGGAUAAGAAGAGUGUGCGAUUUAAAUUAGAAAACCUACCUGAGCCAACAGUCAGUCCAGGAUCGAACAGUUCAUCAGAACAAAACGACGCACAAAGUUCGAUCAUCAGCGUAGCCCCCACUAUUCCAUCACCUGUCAUUCCUUCAUCACCUGUCAUCCCCCCAUCACCUAUUAUUGCCCCUUCGCCUGUCAUCACCUCAUCACCUAUCACGUUAGCGCCUAUAACUCACACAGUUAAUACAUUGUCUCCAUUAGUGUCUAGACCCCCACUACCCCCUAGGAUUGAAAGUCCUAGAGAAGUGAAGAGUGUUUCCAAUUCAGAGAGGGAAUCUUUGGAUAGCGAAAGCCUAAACCGCGGUACGUCACCUCGAAGACGUCUUGUAAAACCUCCGCCAGGCGACUACAUAAAACCAGAACUAUUUCAGAAGAAUUUUCAGAAGAUAUCGGAACUUGUUCGACGCACGGACAUCGAACCCCAAUCCGUUACAGAUGAACCAAUUUCGGAUAAAGAGUCGAGACCGAGGUCACCAAUGAUACCUUUAAAAAGUAAAAUAUCAAUAAAUUUAAUGGAAAGUAUCGAAUCUGAAACGUCUAUCGAUUCGCCAGACAGAGAAUUCGCUAAUUUAGAUCUUAACGAUUUAGAUGAUUCAAACGCACAGACUAAAGAAGACAUAACAAAUGAUAGUAAAGAAAAAGAAAAGGAAAAAAGUCCACGCGUCGAAGAAAAUUCCGAUAAAACGCAUUCCAAAACAGAAUUAGUACAAAGAUCACGAGACAUUCCAAUACCUCAGAUAAAAGUUCCUAAAUUAGAAUUCACGCCAAAACAAGCCAAAUUUACACAUUCCGAUUCUGAAGAUUUUAAAAAAUCGAUUAAAGAUGAGGAACCAAAAAGCAGUGCUAGGUCUAAUAGCAUUGAUAUACCCAAGGACAUAAAAACUCAAAUAAAAUUAUCACCUACGCCUAGCUUAUCAGAAAAAUCACCUAGAUUAGAAUUUGCGAAAAAUUGGUCGAGUCCCUUAUCAACAUUUAAACCAUUAACUAAAACUAUAAUGCCUAUGAAAUCCUCUGAUUCAGCAUCUAGUUUAAGCAAAGGUUUGACUAGUCCUAGAUUAGAUGGAGUUAUAUUAUCUCAAGGGAAAUCUAGUUCAGAUAACGUAGUUGUAGUAUAUCAGUUUGAAACUCAAGACGAUAGUCCAAAACCUAUAAAGUCUCCGUUAUUAUCCGAUAUGGGUAUGAGAGAAAUGUUUGAAAGAAAUAAACAGGACGAAAGGAGACGAUUAGAGUUUUCGUUGCAAAAAGAGUUGGAGAUAAUGAGAAUGGAGUUCUCGGCGAAGGAGAAGAGGAUGAGAGCCGAGUUGCAGGAGGAUUUGAAAGAGGCCGAAGAAAAGUUUUUAAAUGAGAAGAAAAUACGUUUGUCGGAACAGGCGGAAAGACAUCGCCGAGAGAUGGAAGAGGCAUUAACAGAAGCCGAACGUAUUUACAAGCAAGAAUUGCAAAACAAAUUGAAAGAUUUGGAAAGAAAAUAUCAAAGCGACGCGGAAGCAGCGGAGAAACAACAUGAAAAUAAUAUGGCGAAAUUAAGAAAUGAUUUUAAUCAGAAGUUUAACGAAUUGCGUGAACAAUUAGAAAUAGAUAAUGAACGCGCACUUACAGAAAUCCAUACACAGCUCCAAACAAAUCUAAACAGGGAGAGGUCUCAUAUGAUAGAAGAAAAUAGGGCUACAAUAGAAAAUUUAAGAGAAGAACAUACAUCUAGAGUCACUGAAUUGAGACAUGAUUACAGAGCUGAGGUGGAGCGGCUGCGGGCCCAGCACGCGUGCCACCUGGAGGAGCUGCGCGGGCGGCUGGCGGGCGAGCGCGCCGCGCGGGCCGCCGACGAGCGCGCGCUGCACGACAAGUACCGCUGCCUCAAGGAGAAGUACGCGCGCCUCAAGCACGACGUCAAGAUGUCAAUAGAAAGACGUAAUAAAAGGCGCGAAAUGAGCAUGACGACAGGUUCUGAAACGGAAAAAUCAAACUCGCACAAAGCAAAUCCGCCUUUAGAAAGAUGUAAAGAAUUAAACGAAACGUCAGUUAGUGUAGUUGUGGAAACUGAACCUCCGAGGGCCAAGAACAACAAUCUGACGAUAAAAUUUAAUGACAACGAGACAUCGUACUCUGAGAGCAACGCACAAACAAACAAUAAGUCAGUUGAUAACAACAACUGCGAUUGGAAGAUGAGGAGAGACAAUACAUUGCAGUCAGAUACCUCGCAGUCGGGAACGAAAGUUCGUAGUAAACGUGGAGCUGUCGCCUUCCGUGAGCCGCUACGUCGACGUCGCGAAAGAGACAAGGAUGGUGCAACAACUGACUGUCAAGAUUCUUCAGAUGCAACUACAGCUGACGAAAAACCAAAAGAAACAAUAAACGGUCACGGUCGUCGCAGAUGCUUCACGAGAUUAAAAUCAGCAUCCACGUCACGCCUUAAUUAUUCACCGAAGUAAGCAAUUUGUUUUAGAACGAGAAAAAAAAUAUAUGUCUAAAAUAUA
Molecule: messenger RNA, 3669 nt
Organism: Melitaea cinxia (Glanville fritillary)
Lineage: Eukaryota; Metazoa; Arthropoda; Insecta; Lepidoptera; Nymphalidae
Gene: Cep164
Product: centrosomal protein of 164 kDa
Exons: 16
Coding region: 166-3624 (1152 amino acids)
Molecular function (GO): protein binding
Source: RefSeq, a predicted model, not a curated record